This is a messenger RNA of Wallemia ichthyophaga EXF-994, 1419 nucleotides long. RefSeq names its product Pre-rRNA-processing protein IPI3. The record is from RefSeq and is a predicted model, not a curated record. Gene Ontology annotation, molecular function: protein binding. The transcript has 2 exons. Gene Ontology annotation, biological process: rRNA processing; DNA-templated DNA replication. NCBI's taxonomy places the organism in Eukaryota, Fungi, Basidiomycota, Wallemiomycetes, Wallemiales, Wallemiaceae. Gene Ontology annotation, cellular component: nuclear pre-replicative complex. Bases 1 to 1419 code for a protein of 472 amino acids.
AUGAUAUCGGAGGUCGUCGUGGCAUCUACAUCAGCGAGCAGCGUGCAUGGGAGCGGGGGAGUUGUGGUGUAUGACAGCGUCACGGGCAGUCCGCUGCACACGCUAAAAGGCUCGAAUGGAGUGCCAGGCGGUUGUUCAGCGACGCCGAGCAGCGGUGAGGAGGGCGGCGUAGUGGCUGUGGCGCAGUCUGACAAGGGCGUAGUCCACGUCUACUCGUGGCAGAAGGAGCAACUCCACUGCAAGAUUAUCCUCCCGCAGAAGCUGACGGCGUGGUGCGUGUCUCCCUGCAGCGCCUUCUGCGCCGGCGGCACCGAGGACGGAAGGGUGUUCCUGUGGGAGACACGCUCCGGCCUCCUGUUGGCCAGUUUCGACGCGCACUACAGGCGGAUCAACAAGCUCAGCUUCGACGCGGGCGCGCGUGUCCUCGUGAGUAUCUCCGACGACGCUGCCCUCAAUAUCUGGCUCGUGGCGAGGCUGGUCGACGAGGAUGCACAGGGCCAACUCCCCGUGCCCUACGCUACCUUCACCGACCACACCCUCCCUAUUGCCGAUGUCUACGUUGGACUCGGCGCCUUUCCCCAUGCCAGAAUAUACACCGCCGCGCUCGACAAGACGGUGAAAAUUUGGUCGGUCGAUCCUCCAUCGCUCCUCUCCACUGUGGAAUUCCCUGCUGCGCUCUCUGCACUUGCAGUGGAUAGCCUCGAGCGCACGCUGUUUGCUGCAUCCAAGCACGAGCUCUACAGGGCAGAUCUGCACGCCACGCAGCCGUCAUUGACAUCGCUCUCACACUCACUCAAGGGAAACACCACCGCGGCGAUCAAGUUGGGCAGAGACACAUCCGUCAAUACUGCCGCCUUCAGCGUCUCCGCAAACACCCUUCUCGUCGGCUGCGCAGAUGGUUUCGUCGACUGCUACGACGUGCGUUCGCAGCAGCACCUCAAAAGCCUCGGAAAUGGGAAGACCAGCGUCGUGGAUGUGCAUUCCUUGGUGAAACCCGUGGACCUCGGCGGUGUGUCGUCUGCUAGUGCCAUCUCGGCCAACGUUACAGGCUCCACCGCAGCAGCCGCGUCUGCAUUGCCACCGAUUAUGCCGCUCAACACGCUCAAGAAGACAAUGGGCGAGCGCGACCGCGAGGAUCAUACCGUGCAGAUGCGUGGCGGGGCUAAGGAUUGCACUGAGGCCUUCUUCGAUUGUCUCUGGGAUGAAAAUGAGCCGGUGGAUCACGUCGUGGUGACGGAGAAGCAGCCGGAGAAGAACAACAGCAACACUACACACAUGCACAAGCUGCAGGAGGAACUGACAGAAUCCAAGGCAGCCCUCGAAAAGGCCAACAAGAUCAACGAGGAUAUGUUCGCUGCCGUAAGCCAACUCAAGAAGAAUCAAAGCGUGGAAGCUGCUGCAAAGAGGCAGAAGAAGUAA